AUGGAGAACUUUCUCCAGUUGCCCCCUCUCUUACCUCCCCUGGCAGAAGCACCUGAAAGACUGGACUAUUGUAGCUCUCUCUGCGUGGGGCUGCCCUUGAAUCUGCUCCGGAAGCUGCAGCUAGUCCAGAACGUGGCAGUGCAGGUGUUGACGGCGAAGUCUGUGCAGAGGCAUAUCCGCCCAGUGCUGUGCGACCUGCACUGGCUGCCUAUUGAAUUCAGGAUUUGUUUCAAGCUGUCGGUAAAGGAGGCCUUCCCCGCCCUGCCGGACGCUUUCACUGGGCAGGCCGAGAAAGAGAAGGGAGCUGUCCUCCGAUCCGGUCUGGUCUUCAUCAGGAGGGAUGAUGAACCAACCCACUAUGCGAAUCUUAUGUACGAGAGGAGGGUGGUCAGAGGCAAUACCUAUGCCCUUCACCUGCUACCUUGGAGUGGCGACCCCGACCCCGUGGAGCUCCAGAGGCAGCGGGAGGCCCACCGCAAAGCCCUGACUCGGAAACGUGCCAGAGAUCAGCUGCAGACGAGAACCCCGGACCCUUUGGAGGGCAGGCGUCAUAUUAGCGUGCAGACGGAAUUAUACCUGGAAGAGCUCGCUGACCGUAUUGUGGAAGUUGAUGUGGAAUGUCAAACGGAUGAGUUCUUGGACCGACCGGCGACACCCCUCUUCAUUCCCGCGAAGUCCGGUCGAGAUGUGGCCACGCAAAUAUUGGAAGGAGAGCUGUUUGAUUUCGACAUUGAAGUCAAGCCGAUGCUUGAAGUCCUGGUCGGGAAGACCAUCGAGCAGGCUCUGCUGGAAGUCAUGGAGGAGGAGGAGCUGAGCAACCUGCGGGCCCACCAGUACGCCUUUCAUGAACUGCGCCGCGCCGAGCUUGCGGAGGUGCAGCGCCUGGAGGAGCAGGAAAGACGUCACCGGGAGGAGAAGAACCGCCGUAAGAAACAGCAGCUGGAAUUCCUGCAGAAGGAGAAGGAGACCUCUGAGAAAAUCGCAGCUCGGGCGUUUGCUCAGCGGUACCUGUCUGACCUCAUUCCCUCCGUCUUCGGUAGCCUUCGGGAAAGCGGGUACUUCUUCGAUCCGGUGGAAAGAGAUAUCGAAACCGAAUACUUACCGUGGUUGAUGGACAAAGUAGAAGAGAUCGUAGAGAAGAGGGUUCUGGGAGGAAUCAUGACAGACAGCUUGAUUCGCGACGUGAUGGAAAAGCGGUUGGGUGCUUUUGAACCAGCCCCACCACCGGAAGAAGUCAUCCACCCUCCCGGCGAGGAAGUUGAUCGCACACCCUCCAUUGAGGUAGUUAUAAGGACUGAGACCUCGGAUCAAGUGGAAGGCUCAGCUGAGCCAGAAGCCUCGGGUCAAGCGGAAGGUUCGGCUCAGCCGGAAGCCUCGGAUCAAGCGGAAGGUUCGGCUCAGCAAGAAACUUCGGAUCAGGUGGAAGGUUCGGCUCAGCUGGAAGCCUUGGAUCAGGCAGAAGGCUCAGCUCUGCCGGAAGCCUCAGAUCAGGCCAAAGCAGCAGAAGAGCCAGAAACCAAGGAGGCUGAACCCCAGUGA
Molecule: messenger RNA, 1539 nt
Organism: Gekko japonicus
Lineage: Eukaryota; Metazoa; Chordata; Lepidosauria; Squamata; Gekkonidae
Gene: RSPH3
Product: radial spoke 3 homolog (Chlamydomonas)
Exons: 10
Coding region: 1-1539 (512 amino acids)
Cellular component (GO): cilium
Source: RefSeq, a predicted model, not a curated record